AUGGUGAAUGGUCUCCCACCGGCAUUUCAGCAAACACACUAUUCUUCUGACGAUAUUUUUGCCUUCCUGAGGACUGCUUCACCGGUGCAGAGUUCAUGUGAAAUACUUUUCCCUGAAGAAGUUUGGGUACAACAGGAGUUGCAGUUCUAUGAGGACUCCUAUACGGAACAGCAGGACCUUAGAACAUGCAUUGUUACUUUUAAUGUUGCAAGUAAGAAACCACCUCAAAAUUUAGCUUCGCUUAUUGCACUCACCAUGCCGGGUGCAGGUGGUGAGCCUGUGGAUCUCAUUAUGGUGAGCCUUCAAGAAGUUGACAUGAGCGCCUCGGCUAUGCUGAAGGAUGAGACAGACGCUUCGGUAGUGUGGGUGAGUGCACUCCAAGCGGUAAUUGGCGCUGACUCGCAAGCAGCCGGCGAAUCUCCUUACUUUGCGUUUCCUCCCAAACAACUUGUUGGCUUACUACUCUGCGUAUUCAUUCGCCGCUCUUUGCUGCCGCAUGCGCAGAAGAUGGCCAUCACAACGGUGGCGACAGGGGCACUGGGGACCAUGGGAAACAAAGGUGCAGUGGGGCUCCACCUCGGGCUCUGCCGCUCUAAUUUAUGUUUCAUUAAUAUGCAUCUUGCGGCGGGGCAAAAGAACGUGGUGAAGCGCAACAACGACGUUAGCAAGAUAUUUAUGGGCAUGGACUUCAACACCACGAAACGACCCAUUUCGUUGGAAACCCGAGGGGGUAACAGCGCGCAAUCGGAGUUGCAGUUUCAGUAUCCGGAGUUUUUGCCCCACAAUAACGACGUCAUUGUUGUUGCGGGUGACCUUAACUAUCGGGUGAAUCUGACUUACAGGGAGUCGUUGCAGUUGGCAAUGAAAAAAGAUUAUGCGACUCUGCUGAAACAUGAUGAGUUUGUGAAAGAACUUGCGAACACGCAUUCACCGUGGAUGGGUUUCGUCGAGCUGACCCCCACGUACCCACCUACGUACCGCUAUGACAUUGGUACGAAUAAUUACGACACAAGUGAAAAGCAACGGGUACCGAGUUACACUGACCGAAUAGCAAUCUGGACGAGACGGAGGGACCAUCAGAGCUCUAUUCGUUUGGAACGACUUCAAGCAUUGACAGACGUUAUGAGCAGCGACCACAAACCGGUUCAGGCGUGCCUGUGCCUUCCCAUAAGCCGUGAGGUGUUGGAGAAGAAGAUUUCAGUCACACAAAGUCUGCGCGACAGCGUCAAGAGAGAGGGGUUGGACCGUAUUAGAAAAGCCAAAAUAUCGGUUAAUUCACAAAGUCUCAAUUUUGGGGUUCGCCAAUUCGGCGAUUGUGGGAGCCGUCAGCCACUUAAGAUUACCAACGAAGGCGACUGUGUGGCCGUGAUCAAGGCGUUUCGGCAGCAAGACGGAGAUCCCAGCAAGGGUGCGUGGCUGCGUGUGUUUCCGUUAAUCAUCUUCAUUCCUCCUCGUAAGGAAAAGGAGGUGAUGAUAGAGUGUCAACUGGACCGCAACUCAACGGAAUGGGUCAGAAACUGGAGGCCCUUUGAGGGUCGCGGCGAGGUAGAAAUUACUUCUACGCUCGUGUUGUGUGUGCGUAACGGUGAUAUUCACUUUGUGGAGUGUCGCUGCACGGUAAGGCCAAGUGUGUUCGGAAAUACCCUUGACAACAUUUCACUUCUUCGCAAUGAAGUGUGUGCUGCCGCCUACACGCUAUGGGGCACGCCCGAGAGGAGAUCUGGUGGAUGCAUGCCCCAAAUCCCAAAAGAGUUGUGGUAUCUUUGUGAGGCCAUAUAUGAGCGCGGAGCUCAGCAACCGAACCUGUUCACUGAAAACCCUUCCACUGAAGUCUGCGAUGCGAUUAUGAAGCAUCUGAACACGCAGUGUAGACCACUCCCAUCUGAGUACAACGUACAGUGCAUUUCAGCAUGUUUAAUUUACUUUCUCCAGUCGCUGCAGGAGCCCGUUGUGCCCUACGAAUUGUAUGAAAAAGCCUUGGCAGUGCUAAAAUCGAAGAGCGGGAAUCCGUUUCAGUUUGUUCAGCAGCAGUUACCUCCCCUUCACGCGAAUGUUUGGAUAUAUGUCUGCUCUCUGAUGAAUUUCUUACUGCGACCUGUGAACACGUGCGGCAACGGACUUACCACCAAAUUCCUAGCAAGAGUGCUUAGUGAUGUGAUGCUCGUUCGCCCCGAAGCUCUAACGCAAAUGCCACCCAGUGUAGGUACGUGCACUCAUCAGGAGGUAGCGUCAAAUGCUCCCCCUAAGGGCGGGACCGCAUUGCAGGCAUUUCGGCAGCAACUGCAGCAAGAGAGGGAGGAUGCUUUGCGCUUCGUCGAGUGUUUUCUUGUUCCACCCCCAGCCGUGAUAUUGUGA
Messenger RNA from Trypanosoma brucei brucei TREU927, 2355 nucleotides. Its product is annotated as inositol/phosphatidylinositol phosphatase, putative. The transcript has a single exon. Gene Ontology annotation, biological process: signal transduction; phosphatidylinositol dephosphorylation. Gene Ontology annotation, molecular function: phosphatase activity. Lineage: Eukaryota; Euglenozoa; Kinetoplastea; Trypanosomatida; Trypanosomatidae. Bases 1 to 2355 code for a protein of 784 amino acids. The record is from RefSeq and is a predicted model, not a curated record.